Impatiens glandulifera is the source of this 903-nucleotide messenger RNA. RefSeq names its product syntaxin-125-like. The transcript has a single exon. Lineage: Eukaryota; Viridiplantae; Streptophyta; Magnoliopsida; Ericales; Balsaminaceae. The coding region runs from base 1 to 903 and encodes 300 amino acids. Gene Ontology annotation, molecular function: SNAP receptor activity; SNARE binding. The record is from RefSeq and is a predicted model, not a curated record. Gene Ontology annotation, biological process: exocytosis; intracellular protein transport; vesicle fusion. Gene Ontology annotation, cellular component: endomembrane system; plasma membrane; SNARE complex.
AUGAACGAUCUGUUCUCUGGUUCUUUCAAGAACCAUGCAGACGGCGACAUAGAGUCGGGGGAAGGCACCGGAAAAGAGACAAUCAACCUCGACAAAUUCUUCGAGGAUGUAGAUAAGGUACAAGAUGACAUGAAAGAGGUGGAUAAGCUUUACAAGAAGCUUCAAGAGGUAAAUGAGGAAACAAAAACCGCCCACAAUGCCAAAGCCAUGAAAGAGCUCCGUGCCCGCAUGGACUCCGACGUAUCCCAGGUUCUGAAACGUGUCAAAAUCAUCAAAGGUAAGCUCGAAGCGCUUGAGAAGUCCAAUGCCGCGCACAGAGGGAUUGCAGGGUGCGGUCCAGGGUCGUCGGCUGACAGAACCAGAAUAUCGGUUGUGAGUGGGCUUGGGAAAAAGCUGAAGACAAUGAUGGACGAUUUCCAGGCAUUGAGAUCGAGAAUGCAGGCAGAGUAUAAGGAGACAAUUGAGAGGAGAUAUUUCACUAUAACUGGGGUGAAGGCUAGUGAGGAUUUGGUUGAUGAUCUGAUAUCGAAUGGGGAAAGUGAAAGUUUUCUGCAGAAGGCGAUUCAGGAACAGGGGAGGGGACAGAUUUUGGACACGAUAUCGGAGAUUCAAGAAAGGCAUGAUGCUGUGAAGGAUAUAGAGAAGAAUUUGAUUGAGUUGCAUCAGGUGUUUAUGGAUAUGGCUGCGUUGGUGGAGGCGCAGGGGCAACAGCUGAAUGAUAUUGAGAGCCAUGUUCAGCAUGCGAGUUCGUUUGUUCGAAGGGGGACGGAGCAAUUGGUCGAGGCGAGGGAGUAUCAGAAGAGCUCGAGGAAAUGGACUUGUAUUGCGGUGGCUUUGGCUAUUUGUUUGGUUCUUCUUCUUCUUUUCCCUAUUCUUGUUAACCUUAUGAUCAUCAAGCUCUAG